This is a messenger RNA of Lagopus muta (rock ptarmigan), 1916 nucleotides long. It is a transcript of the gene YIPF5, whose product is annotated as Yip1 domain family member 5. Lineage: Eukaryota; Metazoa; Chordata; Aves; Galliformes; Phasianidae. The record is from RefSeq and is a predicted model, not a curated record. Gene Ontology annotation, cellular component: trans-Golgi network; membrane. The transcript has 5 exons. Gene Ontology annotation, biological process: endoplasmic reticulum to Golgi vesicle-mediated transport; regulation of ER to Golgi vesicle-mediated transport; vesicle fusion with Golgi apparatus. Bases 227 to 991 code for a protein of 254 amino acids.
GCGCGAGGUCACCGCCCCGGAAGCGCUCGCGGGGCGCGUUGACACGUCGCAGGGCCGGGCGGGCGCGGGCCGCGCUGAGGCUGUUGUGAGCGUUCGUCGCUCCUGUCCGGCCGUAGCGGGGAGCGGCACCGGGAACGGCUCCUGAGGCUGCGGGAGCGCCCCGAGGGCCGCUGCCCGUGUGGAGAUCCGCGGGUCCCCCGGGCCGAGCGCCCCGCGGCUGGCGGCGAUGUCCGGGUUCGACAGCUUCAACACGGAGUUCUUCCAGACCAGCUACAGCAUCGACGAGCAGGCGCAGCCCUACGAGUACGGCGGCGGGCGGCCCUACGGCAGGCAGUAUGGAGGCUACGAGUACUCCCAGCAAAGUGGAUUUGUCCCUCCCGAGAUGAUGCAGCAGCAGCCUUACACAGGGCAGAUUUACCAGCCAACACAGACAUAUACUCCAACUUCAGCACAGUCGUUCUAUGGAAGUAAUUUUGAGGAUGAGCCUCCUCUGUUAGAAGAAUUGGGGAUCAACUUUGACCACAUCUGGCAGAAGACGCUGACAGUUCUGCACCCAUUAAAAGUAGCAGAUGGCAGCAUCAUGAAUGAGACUGACCUGGCUGGACCAAUGGUCUUCUGUCUAGCUUUUGGAGCCACGUUGUUACUGGCUGGUAAAAUUCAGUUUGGCUACGUGUAUGGAAUAAGUGCAAUCGGAUGCUUGGGGAUGUUCUGUCUCCUGAACCUGAUGAGCAUGACGGGUGUCUCGUUUGGCUGCGUUGCCAGUGUCCUUGGAUACUGUCUUCUUCCUAUGAUCGUGCUCUCCACUUUUGCCAUCAUGUUUUCAUUGCAGGGAGUGAUGGGAAUUAUCCUCACAGCUGGGAUCAUUGGCUGGUGCAGCUUUUCUGCUUCCAAAAUCUUUAUUUCUGCCUUAGCAAUGGAAGGACAGCAACUUCUAGUAGCAUACCCCUGUGCUUUGUUGUAUGGGGUCUUUGCUCUCAUUUCUGUGUUCUGAACAGACUGUCCGAAUCCUUGGACUGCAGUGGGCCAAACUGAAGACAUCAACUCGGGACAUUUUGUUGGACCAGAAGCAGUUGCAAACGCCUGCGUAGUGGGGACAUGACAAACUUAGACCAGUUCUAAACCAUCUGGAAAAUGGAAACAAAUGUCUUGUGUUCACUUUUUUAGAACUUUGAAUACUGUUCUCAAUUGACCCGAGGUGUCGAUAGCUUUAAUAAGUGUUCAUGCUUAUCAAGUUAAUGUAGUUUUUUUUUCCCACUCCUGUAUCUUCAGAAAAGUAACUUUUGGUUGUUUAUGUGAGAUGGGGGGGGUGAGGGAGAGGGGAGGGAGAAGGGUUACACACUGUAAGGUUUUUCUUAGCAGCAGUUAACAGAGCCACAGGCAGUGUGGGAUUGGCAUUCUUUUUGAAUAAAUCUGCAGUAAUGAAGAGCCUGCUUCUCUCCCCUCUUGCCAGGUGCACGGAAUGUAUGCAAUUGCUUCCUGUACUUUAACAAAUACACUCUUAAGUUGUUUAGUCUCAGUUACGUGUUCAUUUGAUGUGAUGGUAUUUCAGGUUGUCAUGAAACUGAAAUUAUGAAUUAGAAAACAGAUGCUUUAAAAAUUAGAAGUUUCUGUAAUUCUGUCACACUUGAAAUGGGAAUCCAUCUGGGUCUCUAAAUAGCUGCGUGUUAACUUGAAUUUCUAAGACUUCAACUGGAGGUUUUUUCCUAAUGGUGCACAAAUUAGAAGACAGAGGGGAAUCUCUUGAAGUGCUACCAAGAGAAACACCAUUUUGAAAAUGCUUGUCAGUAUUGUUACUGUAAAAGUAAUUUAAGGCACAUUGAUUAAAUUUUCCUUAGAUUUUGAAAAUGGUGUUUGCUUCUUCCAACCUUUAUUUUUGAAUGAACUUCAGUUAAAUAAACUUUCAUAUAGCAGCAUGA